AAACAAACAUUACCGGGAAGGGGGCACAUUUUAUCACUUUUCAAUACCAAUCACAGAGUAAAAUUAAAUCAAGUAGUAAAGUUAUUAACAUCAUGGAGCGGUGCAUCAAAGCUAUCCUCUCCAUAGUCCCGUUUAAAACUUUUCUUUUGAAUCGAGACUGUGUAAAAGAACAUAAACUCUACCAAACAGUGCUUUCCAUCAUUGUUGAACCAUUAGCAAACGAGCUCACAACAGAUGCUGUAAAAACCAUAUCUACCAAUUUAAUAAAAGUCGGUGUACUGUAUGAUACUGUGUACAAUCGGUUGCACACCGGUCAGUGGAAUGCGGUGGCCACGAGCGAAAGGGAAAUGUUCACCAUCCUAACAUAUGUCCGAAUCGUGUACACCUUAUAUGCAUCAAAUAGUUACGAAGAUGCAAUAAAAGAUAGCAUAUAUUUGGCAGAUCUGGGAUUGAUGCUUGGAUGUCCGAUCGGGAUAGAGUGCAAGAACGUCGCAACAGAUUUGCUAACCGAAACGGCAUCGAUACUUACGAUAGAAUUAGCAAACUCAGCUAAGCAGGAACCACCCGUCAAACGGAUUAAGCUGGACGACAUUACAGCGGAAAUUAAUCUAACGGAAAACAAAUCCAACGACGUUCCAAUAAUGGAGUGUCCAUCGUUAGAAUGUUUUGGAACCCGAUGCUACGAUACAAAGCAACCGGCCGUUCUGAAGGGAAUAAUCGAUGGCUGGCCGGCAAUGGAACGGUGGCACGAUUCAAACUAUCUGCUAAAAGUGGCCGGCGAACGAACCGUCCCAAUCGAGAUUGGUUCACAGUACAGCAGUGAUGAUUGGUCUCAAAAGCUAAUGAAGUUUCGGGACUUCCUUGAGCAAAGCAUCUGCUGCGAGCCGUCCGAAUCGGCGGGAAAGCAACCACCGGCCUACCUAGCGCAACAUGAUUUGUUUGAUCAAAUUCCUGUCCUUCGAGCGGACAUUGCCAUUCCCGACUACAUUGGCCGAACGGAUGCACAGCCACGCAUAAAAGCAUGGCUCGGUCCAAAAGGCACUGUCUCGCCGCUCCAUACCGACCCGUGCCACAAUCUGCUGUGUCAGGUUUUCGGCGCUAAACUCAUCAUCCUCGCACGACCGGAAGACACGGAAAGGCUGUACCCACACGACCACUUCAUACUGAACAACACCUCGCAGGUGGAUGCACGCCGACCCGACUACGAUCGGUUUCCGCUGGUGCGGGACGUUCGGUUCUACCGGCUGACGUUGCGCCGGGGUGAGGUGCUUUACAUACCGCCAAAAUGGUGGCACUAUGUGGAAUCUCUGUCACCGAGCUUUUCUGUUAGCUUCUGGUUUGAAUGAUUCAUGUUGAUUGUAGCCACCUAGGUUUCUUGCUGCGACCCGAAAGUGGCCGAAAGCCGGCGUAAAUACUUAUCAAAUCACGCAUCCCAGUAUAAAACGGUGCGAGUGUGGUUGAAAGUGUCUCACAGACAAAUGAUGGAACGCAUCGGAAACGUUGCUUCGGGUGCGAUAUGACCACGAAGUCAACGCGUUAGGAACGGCAAGCACAUGCGCCUUGAUACAGCAUCCACACGAUGCGAGCUAUGGUUACAGUGCACCACCAAAAAUAUCGAUAUGUAAAUAUUAUUUUCCAUCUUAAAAAAGGGUUUCAAAUGAACACACGAUACCUAAA
Anopheles merus is the source of this 1677-nucleotide messenger RNA. RefSeq names its product bifunctional peptidase and arginyl-hydroxylase JMJD5-like. The transcript has 5 exons. Gene Ontology annotation, molecular function: histone H3K36 demethylase activity. The record is from RefSeq and is a predicted model, not a curated record. NCBI's taxonomy places the organism in Eukaryota, Metazoa, Arthropoda, Insecta, Diptera, Culicidae. Gene Ontology annotation, cellular component: nucleus. Bases 93 to 1346 code for a protein of 417 amino acids.